Molecule: messenger RNA, 1559 nt
Organism: Bactrocera oleae (olive fruit fly)
Lineage: Eukaryota; Metazoa; Arthropoda; Insecta; Diptera; Tephritidae
Source: RefSeq, a predicted model, not a curated record
AUGGAGGCGCCGCAGAUGGUUAUGAAUUCGGGAAAAAACUUGCAUGUUAAUAAUAAUUGUCCUUAUCGCUGUCGUGUUGAACAUGACUCCAAUGUUUGUCGUACUGUGAAAUGCCACGCGUGGCAUCUAGCACAGACCGGCCUCACCGAAUCCUAUCGCGUGCGCCACCUAUCGCUCUAUUACUCACGUGUCUUCCUCUGCAUUAGCGUGGAGAAUGAACACUUUCCCACGUUGAUCGCCACCAAAUGGCCGGAAAACUUUGUACCCCUACGAAGCGCGAUAUAUCCGCAUACAUACGCGCACGCGAAUGGCAAUCGAAGUGACUGCGAAUUGAUACAGAAAGCUAUAUGGACCCAGGUGGAUAAUUUGGGACGUUUAUGGGUAUUCGAUGCAGGGUGGGAGCAAACGCCAUCGUUGUCAGUUGAGGAGACAGAGAAAACGACCGAAAUGUGUGCGCCCAAGUUGUUGGUGUAUGACUUGAUUCGCAACGAUGCGGAGGUAUUGCGCAUCGACUGCAGCCGCUAUCUAACACCACGGGAUAGUGAGAAAUUGAUCAUCAAAUUGGGUCCCAGUCCAGCGUUGUGUAAAGUGGAAAAAUAUAUAUACUUCCUACGUCCAGACGAUGCACACAUACUCGCCUACGAUAUAGUGGAACAGAAGUGGCAUCGUCCCGCGCUGCUCAGUCGCAAAUUCCAAGGCAUUAUUGAGGCGCCGUUUCCAAUUAAACCAAUCGACAUCGCUUUCGGCCUGCAACGUGAGCUGCUCUUUGCCGAUGCGGAUGGCAAGCUAUAUGCAACGCCAAACUCACAAUUAAAGACAAAAACAAAGGAAGCCAAUGAAAUCAUCGAUAAUUUGAAUGAAAAGCAAAUGCAGCAGACGGCGGUGACGACGGAUGACGGAGCGAAUGCAAUUGAACUGGAGUUGUUGGGCAGUUUGCUGGGUCCCAGCAAGGGUAUGAUGGUGGACGGGCGCACCGGUGCGCUCUUCUAUGCCGUACCAAAGUACGGUGCAAUUGUGCGUUGCGAAUUACAACGCAACUUGACAGCGGAAGACAACGAGAUUGUUUACUUUACAUCAAAGAAUAUACGACAAAUAUUUUUCGGCGUGGGCGGUGCGGUGUGGUUGUUGACUGAUCGGCUGCUAAGCCCGGAUGAUCAUUGUUUUGCGAAUAUUUGAUGGUAGCUGCGUGCUGUUGUUGGCUGCUACGGGCGAAAGCGAGCGCAUAUACUUGACAUACACAAAAAAAAAAAUAAUAAUAAUAAUACAGCUUUUUAUAGUUUUGUAAGAUUAAGAUUUUUUACUUUAAAAAUCGUUUUUGCGUUUUUUUUUACUUCAGUUAAAUUAUUUUUUAUGAUUAUACAACAGAUUCUUUAAUGUUUUUUCUUCGUUUUGGUCUACAAAUACAUGCAUAUAUGUAUAUAAACUAAUGUGUACAUAUGAGUGUAUGUAUGUUAAGUAAUUUUUAUGCAUAAAAUAUUUAGCUAGAAAUGGGCAAACUUCAUUUUAAAUUAAAAUUUCAUAUUUAUUUUUAUAUUUUUUUUCUGAUUUUUUUUUUUUUG